GGCAGCAACAUUAUUGCUGAAACUCCAGAGGAAGGAUGGCGCGGCUCCGCCUACUAAUUGCUUUAUUACACGCGUUUUGUUUUUGUUGUGACAGUGCUAUUGUUGGCGAGGAAAACCAUGAGAGUUGUUUUGCGUCUGAGUCUGUACUCAAAUGCGACUUUAUUGAAAGCACUCAGGAUGUCCGAGUGGACGAAAGAGUCAACAAGUUCCAGACAGUGCUGGUGAUGAACGCCGGCCAGCUGCUGCUCCACCCUAGCGUGUGCACGAGCGUCAGCCUGUACCACAUCGGCUCCGUCAUGUUCACCAGCACCAGCCAGAGGGCCGCCAACUGCAGCGGGAAGGCCCUCCACCUGCACAACGUCACAGUGGAUCAGAUCCCACCGUACCUGGAGAUGAUCAGCCUGGAAAACUCGCGGCUCACGGGAACGUUCCUUUCGCAGCCCCACCUGAAGAAGGUCAAGGUGGUCAACUCGUGGCUGAGGCACUUCGACCUUGACACUGCCAUGAGUGGAACUUCCGAGGUGAGGCUGCACAGGACGAACAUCACGACGCUCAACAAACUGCACAUGGCCGGGCGGUCCAAGCUCUUCAUGACCGAUUCAAUGGUCCAAAAAGUGUCCGAAAACGCUAUGAAUUUCAUGGAACACACCAGCAUUGAGGUAAUGCGCUCGGUAUUUCAAGACGAUUCGACAGAAAUUGUAGUCCACAACUACAAAAUAGGCAUAAUAUUAGCCAAUAUUACUGGAUCGUGGAGAAUCAACUAUAAGUGUGGGGACACCCCGGAUACUCAUAAAACAGCUGUUGAUAAAUACUCUGCUGACAAGCAAAUAGGGAAGCAGAAUGAUAUUCCCUUACAAGUUGCCUUAGGUGUGUUGGGUGUCAUGCUUGCGAUAAGCGUUUGCUACAACUGCUAUACUUUGAAUGAAAGUAGAAAGAUAAAAGCAAAGUACCGCUACACAGGUAUAACCACUCAAUCUUAAGGAGCGGUCACACUAGUCUCUUCUGUCCAAGGUUCCCGAGACAGAAUGGGAUCCGAGAUGAAAAGCCCUAGCUAGUCCGAAAUCUCUGCGUCGGUAUUUCAUCCAUAGACCGAUUCGGUGUGACGUCACAAGCCGGAGUCGCCAUUCCACUUGCUGAAAACAAACCCAUCGCUUGCAGAUACCUUGCUAUCAACGUGAAGGAAAAUGGCAUAUGAAUUCUUUGAUUCUUCAAAAACCGAAGCGAAAAAGUGAUAUGAAGCAAAACUUGAAGCUGUGUAGCUAAAAGAGUGCUCAUACCGAAAUCUGGAUUGACGAUCCUUCGAAAUAACUUAAAAUUGAAUAUUCCGACAUCUACGACUAUUCUAUCAAUAAACCAGGUGAUAAUAAUAAUAAUAAUUUUAUAAUAACAUAAUUUGCUACAGUAAUGCAUGACAUUUAGCUAUAUAGAGUUUUUUCAUUGAAAUCAGUGCCAUUUCCUAACAUAAUUUUUCUUCCCAUUUACUAGGCGUUUAUGCAAAGGAGACAAUGAAGUCACAUAAAAGCCGAAAAGCAAAGCAUUUUUCUCUCCUCAAUAAUGUGAUCUCAAGAGAUAGGACCUCUUCAUAUGUUUCUUCUGCCGGAUCAUAUGACAUUUCAGACAAAGGCAACAGGCAACUGUAUACCUGCUUUGUUUUCAUUUAAUGGACAGGGCUUGAAGGCACUUGGGAUAAAGUCUGGGUGAAGUGGAUUCGGGGAUGGUUUACCUGUAAAUAUAAAUUAUUAUAUAUCAGUUUACUACAAAAAAGUAAUAAAUGAAAAUAAUAGAAUUGCUAUUGUGCUUUUUAGAAUAUACGACUACUGCCAAAGCCUAAUGUCGACAAUGUUGAUCUUGUUUGGCCUUGAUAAGUAGUGUAGAUAGACAAGAAUUUGAAAGUGAUUAUCUGUCUCUGGAAUUUGAAAAGGUGUAAUAUAUUAAUAUGUGCAUCAGUAAAAUGUUCUGAACAGAUGUAAACAUUUUCCAUCAGCCAAGCAUUCCCAUCAACGUUCAUGCGUUUCAUGGCCUGUAGGCCCACCCAUCACUUCCACUAUUCAGGUUUCUUUUCGCGAUCUGGGAAUAUAUGAAAACAUAUUAAACCUUUCUUUCCCAUCAUGUUGUGGUUUGAACAACCAACGACAACACAGUUCCUUGGCAUUUUCACGCAAAGAAACGAAAUUCUCAGAAAAAUUCAGCGACUUUGUAAGCAAGGCGCAGUGAUUUUUCGAACGAACGAGGGUUUGUUUUCACCAAGUGCUCGUUGCUAGGGGCGGUUGCUAGGCGUUACCGAAUCGGUCUAUAGUCAGACCAGGAAAGGUUUUACCAUAAUAAAUACUAUCAUAUGAUUAAUGGUAAGCUCAGUAUUUAAAAUCCUAAAAAGUUAUUAUUUUAUGUUAAAAGCUAUUGACUUUUAGGUAGUAAGAUAUAUAGCAUUGAUCAAUGUCUCAGUAUUUUUAUAAAUAAAAAUGAUGAUAAU
Penaeus vannamei (Pacific white shrimp) is the source of this 2470-nucleotide messenger RNA. RefSeq lists its product as uncharacterized. NCBI's taxonomy places the organism in Eukaryota, Metazoa, Arthropoda, Malacostraca, Decapoda, Penaeidae. The record is from RefSeq and is a predicted model, not a curated record.